Messenger RNA from Penaeus vannamei (Pacific white shrimp), 895 nucleotides. RefSeq lists its product as uncharacterized. The record is from RefSeq and is a predicted model, not a curated record. Lineage: Eukaryota; Metazoa; Arthropoda; Malacostraca; Decapoda; Penaeidae.
UGCGAUGGAAAUAAACCUUUUUUAGAAAUGUUUUCUUGAUCGUCAUGUUCCGCAGAAGCUGCCAAGGGUUAAAACGCGAUCGGAGGCACAGAGCAGAGAGCAGCAGUUCAGCGAGUGUGUGUGUGUAUAUAUAGGCUGGAACGGAAGCGGGGAGUCAGACCGAUCCAUCUCUCUCAAGUGUACGUCUUGAGGAAUCGUAGCUUGGAUAGUUAUUGUCUUUUUUCUCUCUAAUUUUCUUCUCAUUGUUAUUCUUCUUCUUUUGCUUCUUCGUCUUCUUUAUCUAAGGGAUCAGUGUAGUCCAGUACUUUAACUGAGAGAGACGUCUACUAUUUGAAUCAUAGCUUGGCUAGUUGUUGUUUUUUUCUACUUUUUCUUCUCAUUCUUGUUAUUCUUUUAUUCUUCUUCUUUUGCUUCUUCGGCUUCUUCUUUAAUUCAGGGAUCAGUGUAGUCCAUUACUCUAAUUGAUAAAGACAUUUCCUCAGCUCCUUGACGACUGUGUCCAUUUCAGACUCGAUUCUCCAUCAUGAAGGCGUGCGUAACUCUCGUCCUGGUGGCUCUUCUGGUGACGACCAUGUUGGAGGAAACGGUUGGUCGUCGACGUGGUGGAGAUUCCAAUCGUCGUGGAAGAGGAUUCGGUGGUCGUGGAAGAGGUCGGGGUGGACGUGGCUCGUGCCUUGGUAAACUGUGUGAGGCAGCCGAUGAUGCUAAUACCUGCAGGGAUUGCGCCAAAGGUGUGAGUGACUUUAAACAGGAGAUGCGCACCUGUACCAGUGACCUGUCAGGUAAGUGUUUUUCAUUAAGACUUUCCAUCGUGUGCAUGAGUGACUUAUACACCUCACGAGCGUCGAUAGCUUCGAGAAUGAGGAAUCUCACAUUUUCGUAUGAUUCGCCUUAA